Myotis davidii is the source of this 3156-nucleotide messenger RNA. RefSeq names its product spindle and centriole associated protein 1 (gene SPICE1). Gene Ontology annotation, biological process: mitotic spindle assembly; metaphase chromosome alignment; regulation of centriole replication. Gene Ontology annotation, cellular component: spindle; centrosome; centriole. The record is from RefSeq and is a predicted model, not a curated record. Bases 217 to 2826 code for a protein of 869 amino acids. The transcript has 18 exons. Lineage: Eukaryota; Metazoa; Chordata; Mammalia; Chiroptera; Vespertilionidae.
GAGGGGAGUGGGAGAGAUCAGUGGGGGAAGAUGUGAACUCCCCCUUGGUGCUCUAGAAACUCAGCUCCCUGGGAGCCAGCACCUCAUUAGACUUGUUUACUGUGGUAUCUCCAGUGUCCUGCCAGUGCCUGGUAUGUGGUAGACUCUCAAAAACAGUUAACAGGACGAAGAGAGAUGGUCUCCUCUGGGAAGACAAGAGGACUGAGGUAGAACUGGAUGUCAUUUGUCCGAGUGAACCGUUACAGCUCCCGGGGAGGAGGAAGGAAAGCACUGAAAGUAAAGAAGAAAACGGCAGUGAAGCAAGAAUGGGAUAAUACUGUGAAUGAUCUAACAGUUCAUCGGGCAACUCCUGAAGAUCUGAUACGCCGACAUGAAAUACACAAAUCGAAGAAUAGAGCACUAGUACACUGGGAACUCCAAGAAAAAGCUUUGAAGAGAAAAUGGAAGAAGCAGAAACCGGAAAUUUCUAACCUUGAGAAAAGGAGAUUGUCUAUCAUGAAGGAGAUUCUUUCUGAUCAAUACCAGAUGCAGGAUGCAUUGGAAAAAUCUGAUCAUUUGAUGGCUGCAACCAAAGAUCUGUUUGUUGAUUUUCCUCGUAGGCGCACAGGGUUUCCGAAUGUAACAGUGGCUCCUGAUUCCUCCCAAGGGCCCAUUGUGCUAAAUCAAGACCCCGUCACCCAGGCCAUCCUUGAUGACUCUGCUGUGGAGCCUCAGGCUCUUAACGAAAUAGAUGAAGAAGAAGAAGAAACUGUUAACAGCCAGUCAGAGGAAAGUGAGAAUGAGUUGGAUAACUCUCUAAACUCUCAGUCUAACAUGAAUGCAGACAGGUUCCUUCACCAACUAAAGGAAGAUAAUUCUGAGAUAAUUAGUAAACUGUGGACUGAUAUUCAGCAGAAAAUAGCAACACAGUCACAAAUAACAAGCCCUCUAGGGACUCCAUCAUCCACCUCUCCAUCAGAGGAAAAAAAAGCUGCUCUGAAUGCGACCAAUGCUGUCAAGAGAGUCCACACCAGGCUUCAGCCUGAAGAAUCUUCUGAGUCUCUAGACUCCAGCUACGUUGUGGGACAAGUGCUGAACUCCAGGAAGCAAAAGCAGCUGUUAAAUAAAGUGAAAAGAAAACCGGAGUUGUGUGCCCCUUCCAAGCAGAAGGGAAACAUGCUGUCAUCUAGCACAGCCUCCACAGACUUAUCAAGUAGCACCAAUCCCAGCCUGGAUGUCCUCAAGCACAUGAUACAUGAAGUGGAACACGAAAUGGAAGAGUAUGAGCGGUCGACUGGACGCGAAGUCAAGGAACCUCAGAGCAGCCAGGGUCUUACAGGCUUCACCCUGUCACUGGUGAGCUCCCUCUGUCGCCUGGUUCGGUACCUUAAAGAGAGUGAGCUUCAACUGCGUAAAGAAGAAGAGACAAGGCAGAAACUGGAGCAGGCAUUAGGUGAUCAUCGAGAGCUCAUUGAUGCUCUGACAGCUGAAAUUCUACUUCUUAGAGAAGAAAAUACUGCUACCCAGGCGAGACUUCAGCAGUAUAUGGUCACAACAGAUGAGCAGCUUAUAUCGAUCACACAUGCCAUUAAGAGCUGUCCAGUGAUAAAUAACAACCAAGCAAGUCUGGCAGCAGAAAAGGGAGCCACGAGUAGUAAAAUUAUGGACAAUCCAGAGGCUUCAGUUGUAAAUGCUAAUGUCUCCAUGCCAUUGAUGUUUCGAGGGGAAGAAGUGCGUGAAUUCCCACAGGAAGACUUGCCUGUUAAACUAUCUCAAGUGCCAAACCCUCCAGAUAGUGUGAAUGUAGCCAACAAUUUUCCAGCACACAUAUUUGAGCCGGCUGUGUUGUUAACACCACCCCGGCAGAAGAGCAACUCAGAAUUCUCUCCUCUGCAGGAUGUAUUGAGGAGGACCGUUCAAACUCGUCCUGCUCCACGAAUUCCUCCAACUGUGGAAAUAAUUGAGAAGGAACAAAAUUGGGAAAAGAAGACCUCACCGCCCAGCACAGAUAUUCAGAAUUCAAGUGACGAGAGUCAUCUCUUCACCCAGAGGUGGAGGGUCUCUCACAUGGGAGAAGAUUUGGAAAACAAAACCGAGGCUCCUUUUGUCAACCUCUCACAGCCCCUGUGCAAUUCCCUCUCAAAUACUCAGCAACCCAGAAACCCUGCAUUCUCAGAAGAGCCCCCAGUACUGGGGGAUGGGCAACAGCUUAGAGCAGAUGAGUCAUUACUACAAAGAAAAAACAUCAUGGCACAAAUUGCUGAGUUGACACUGCAGAAUUCAGCUAUCAGGGCUCAUCUGAAUAAUAUUCUUUGGCCAGGGGGAGAGCAAGGGGAUGGACUUCGAGAGUUAAACAAACAGGGGACAAGUCAUACAAGCAACAUGAGUGCUACUUUUCCAGCAACACGGCCUCUAACACCAAAUAGCAUGGAGGAGCGGAUUGCGGAACUGAACCGGCAGAGUAUGGAGGCUCGCGGAAAGCUCUUGCAGUUAAUAGAGCAGCAAAAACUUGUUGGUUUAAACCCUUCCUCUCCACCGACAUCACCUAUUCAGUCACCUCUCAGAGCUUGGACUGAUUGGCCACAAAUUCCUGAUUUAAAAGAAGGAGGAAAGAGGACAAUUGAAGUAUCUGUUCCAGGAGCAGAGGCCCCAGAAACCUCGAAAUGCAGUACUGUCUCUCCUAUCAGUGGAAUAAAUUCAAGAAGAUCUUCAGGGGCUACUAGUAAUUCUUGUUCUCCAUUAAAUGCCACCUCGGGAAGUGGGCGAUUCACACCUGUUAAUCCAAGAGCAAAGAUUGAGAAACAAAAUGAAGAAGGCUGGUUCGCUCUUUCCACCCAUGUGUCAUAAGUGAGGUCAAGUGUGACCGUUUGUUUUCAGUGGUACAUUCUUGAGCUUCCAUUCCCCUUUCCCUGCUUUCAAGUUUUUGUCCUUCUUUCAGCUAAAACCUACAAAGAUCCUGUGACUUUGUACAAAUAGAACAAAGAAAUAAAGCAAUUAUUUUAUUUUUGACCUUACAAAUAGAUUUCCAACAACUAACCAACCUGCAACCUCCUGCAAAUAAAAUUUCGACUAUAGGGAAAUUAAAGUUUCAUAUGCUAGUAAUUUCUCAAGUACUUUAAGGUUUUCUUUCUACUUCUUCUUCUUUUUUAAUCCACAUUUGAGGAUAUUCUUUCCAGU